This is a messenger RNA of Mollisia scopiformis, 1437 nucleotides long. Its product is annotated as FAD-binding domain-containing protein. The transcript has 3 exons. NCBI's taxonomy places the organism in Eukaryota, Fungi, Ascomycota, Leotiomycetes, Helotiales, Mollisiaceae. Gene Ontology annotation, molecular function: FAD binding. The coding region runs from base 1 to 1437 and encodes 478 amino acids. The record is from RefSeq and is a predicted model, not a curated record.
AUGGACGGCAUAUUCUCCAAACAGGUGGAUUGUCUCGUAAAAGUCGGACUUCGGGACCGAGUUGUCCUUCCCACCACCAGUGAAUUCGCUGCGCGGAUUGAUUCGUACUUCAACAACAGUGCAAAGCUAACGCCAGCGUGUAUCUUCAUGCCACAAAAGACGGCCGAGGUUGUGACCGCUAUCAAGGCUCUGGUCAAUGGGGGUCAGAAGUUUGCCAUACGGUCGGGGGGAAGCAACUUUUGGCCCAGCAACAAUAUCGAUGAUGGCGUCACUAUGGACCUGAAAUACCUGAAUACCACCGAAUAUGAUCCUAAGAGUGAAACUGUCAUGAUCGGUGCUGGGGUCUGCGCGGGCGAGAUCUAUGAACGACUUGCCAAGUAUGAACGAGCCGUGGGAGCAGCCCGGGAGGCUAGCGUGGGCAUUGCUGGGCUCGCUCUGACCGGGGGUAUCACCUUAUUCACGGGUCGCUAUGGCUUCGCCUGUGACCAGGUCGUUGCCUACGAGGUGGUGCUGGCCGAUGGUCGUGUCGUGAUAGCUGACGCCACGGGGGGGCACAAGGAUCUUUUUAAGGCUCUCAAGGGAGGCGGCAACAACUUUGGAAUCGUUACGCACUUUACUAUGCGUACUUUUCCAUGCAGCACAAUUUGGGGCGGCGGGGCCAUCCUCCCAAAGGAAAUCUUUCCUAAGGCAGCCGAAGCUAUCGUUGACUUUGUAAACAGAGUUUCAGAUGAUCCAGAUACCAACUUGAUCUGUAUGUUGUGUAAAAUCACCCCAAAGCCAGUCACUAUCGUCGCGGCUUUGUAUGCCAACAUGGCUGGAGUGGAAAGACCACCAAUCUUAGACAAGUGGUUGGCAUUUCCGGAGGUCUGGAAAUCAUACAAGAAAGACAGCAUUCUGGGGCUCUUGGACACCACUGAACAGGCCAAAAAUUAUUAUGGCAAUUGGUUCACCUUGUGCUUCAAAAACGACGCUACUAUUAUUAUGAAAGCAGCGGAGCUUCAUGAUGCUCUCGUCGAGCAGUUGCAGGACCAUAUUAAAGAUGGUGACUUCAAGACGCAGUGUGUAUUUCAGCCCCUUCCACUCGCGUUUAUCCAGACAUCCUCUAAAAUGGGCGGAAAUGUCAUGGGCCUUGAACAACACGAUAGUAAUGGAAUUAUUUGGGGAUUCCAUGUGAUGGUACGGACUCCGGAACUAGAGGCUUGGGCUUUGCCUCGAGAGCGACGAGUUUACGAGGGCGUGCGGGAGUUUGCUCAGUCAAUUGAUGGUCUUUUGAACUGGACUACUGCAAACUAUGCACACCCAACGCAGGAGGUGUUUCAGAACUACGGCAAGAAGAACGUUGAGAUUAUCAAGGAGGUUGCUGCAAGAUAUGAUCCUGAUGGUGUUUUUCAAUACUUGUGUCCCGGUGGUUUCAAAAUCUCAUCUGUCCAAGAUUGA